Messenger RNA from Amphibalanus amphitrite, 483 nucleotides. RefSeq lists its product as uncharacterized. The transcript has 2 exons. NCBI's taxonomy places the organism in Eukaryota, Metazoa, Arthropoda, Thecostraca, Balanomorpha, Balanidae. The record is from RefSeq and is a predicted model, not a curated record. Bases 16 to 384 code for a protein of 122 amino acids.
ACCAUCGCCAUCACCAUGAGCCCCUCGACGUCCCUGCUGCUGCUGCUGCUGCUGGCCUCCUGCGUCCUGGGCAUGCCCACCGACCACCUCGAGGCCUCCGGACUGGGUCCUGUCGAAGCUGAAGGAGAUGAGACCGUCGUGGUGGAAGCCGGUGAUGGCAACAUGGCCACAGGAGAUGCCGCCUUUGCCAGCAACUUUGGAUCAAAUGAUAAAGGAGGCGUCAGUACGUCAUUUAGCGUGACGGCUUCGGGCUCCAGCGCCGGCAGCUCGUUCAGUGCCAACGCAGCUACAUCCGGUGUCGUACAGACAGACGGACAGGUAUUCGUUGUGGACGGCGUCAGUGCGGAGUCAGCACAGAUUGCCAACCCGGCAUCGUUUGUUUAGUGAGCUCGAAACUGCUCAGGCGAGCUCGUCUUUCUGGAACUUUUCCUGUGGACUGUUUGUCAGUGAUGUCUCUUGAAAUACAUACACGUCGAAAGUGGU